CAGCGCCGCCGCCCUCCGUGCUAAGCCGGCCCGGGCCGCAGGGAGAGGGCCGUCUCCUCCCCGCCGGGCGCGGGGCUUCUCCCUCGGGGGACGCCGGAGCGGCCGCCCGGGCCCGCGAUGUGACCAUGGACAGCAGGUUCAAGGAGAAUCCAGAACGUACCUUUGAUUUGGUACUGAAGGUGAAAUGCCAAGCAUCUGAAAAUGAAGAUCCAGUGGUACUGUGGAAGUUCCCGGAGGACUUUGGAGACCAGGAAGUGCUGAACAGUGUUCCAAAGUUCUGCUUUCCUUUUGACGUCGAAAGGGUGUCCCAAAACCAAGUUGGACAGCAUUUCACUUUUGUGCUCACCGACAUUGAAAGUAAGCAACGGUUUGGAUUUUGCCGUUUGACGUCUGGAGGCAAAGUCUGCCUCUGUAUUCUGAGUUACCUACCCUGGUUUGAAGUAUACUAUAAGCUUUUAAAUACUCUGGCAGAUUAUUUGGCUAAAGAGCAGGAAAAUGACUCAAAGGAUUUGUUAAAAUCUUUGUAUAGCCAUCCUGUGCCAAAGGCAAAUGCUUUGGUCAGUUUAAGUGUGAACCAAGAGAUGAUUUUUGCAAGUAAGCAAGUUUUGAAAAAACAGCCUUGCCUUGUGUCGCACUUGUAUUUCAUUACUCCUGAUAUAACUGGAUUGCCAACAAUCCCUGAAAGUAGAAACCUCACUGAGUAUUUUGUUGCUGUGGAUGUGAACAACAUGCUGCAACUUUAUGCCAGUAUGUUGCAUGAGAGAAGAAUCAUUAUUACCUCGAGCAAACUAAGCACUUUAACUGCUUGUGUUCAUGCAUCAGCUGCGUUAUUGUAUCCCAUGUAUUGGCAGCACAUUUACAUCCCAGUGCUUCCUCCGCAUCUCCUGGACUACUGCUGUGCACCCAUGCCUUAUUUAAUUGGCGUCCACUUAAGCUUAAUAGAGAGAGUGAAAAAUAGAUCACUGGAAGAUGUGGUUUUGCUAAACGUUGACACAAACAAUCUAGAAAACCCUUUUAAUGACCUGAGCAACCUACCCGGUGAAGUGGUCUCGGCCUUGAAAAAUAAACUGAAAAAGCAGUCUACAGCUACGGGUGACGGAGUAGCCAAGGCGUUUCUUCGGGCACAGGCAUCACUGUUUGGAUCCUACAGAGAUGCACUGAGAUACAAACCAGGAGAACCUAUAACUUUCUGUGAGAAUAGUUUUGUGAAGCAUCGUUCCAGUACUACUAAACAGUUCCUGGAAACUGCUGUUAACCUUCAGCUGUUUAAACAGUUUAUUGAUGGUCGACUAUCAAAAUUAAAUGCAGGAAGGGGAUUCUCUGAUGUCUUUGAAGAAGAAAUCACAACAGGAGGAUUUUGUGGAGGAAAUUCGAGAUCUUACCAGCAAUGGAUGUAUACUGUGAAGAAAGGCGGUGCACUGAUCAACACAGCAAUGACCAAAGCCACUCCGGCUGUGAAAACAGCAUACAAAAUUGCAAAAAAUCACGCAAGGCAAGGAAUAAAAGAAGUGAGGAGUAAGUUGAAACAUAAGGAGAGUGAGGAAGAUUAUCGAACUUGUGGUGCUGUUGCAGUGCAGAGUGCUCCGGUCUACACAGUGCAUAGCGAGAAAAGAGAGAACUCAGAAAAGCGAAGACUUGCACAGACACGUUUCAACCAGCACCUCAAUAACCAGGAUUUUACCUUGGAUGAAGAUGAUGAUGAUGAAAUAGAGAGAACAAGCAAGUUAUCAUCAGAAGACAGUGAAGAAGCUUCUGCUUGCUUUUAUGAUAGUGAUGAUUCCGGGGACACUGGAAUAACUUCACAGCAACAAGGAGAAAUGGACUUGCUUGGGGAGAUUUUGGACACGCUGAGCACACACAGUUCAGAUCAAGGAAAGCUUUCAGGAGCAAAGAGCCUGGACUUCUUUAGGUCGAUGGAUGACAUUGAUUACAAGACUACGAACAAGUCGAAUGCACCUAGUGAGAGCAACCUGACCCUACUGUGCAGCAGUGCUAAUGACCAAGCAGACUGGAAUCUCGGUCAGGAUGACAGUGUCCUCCAUGGGAAACAACUCCCUCCAUCUCCGAGAAAACAAGUUUCUUCUGGUGGCCAUAGAGAAUCACUCUCAAACCUGAAAGAGGAAAACAGAGAGAAAACCGUUGUUACUGACAAGAUGGACACCACUAGUGGCUGUAUAGCAUCCCCAUCUCCAGUACGAUCAAGUGACCAUUUUGCUUCUCUAGAAGGUUUCAAAGUGGGCUAUAAGUAUGCGAAGCAGAAUGAAACACUAAGCAAUACCUCAGAAGAUCCGCUCGCAGCAAAUCUUGCUCAACAUCCAUCCAUUCUUGUCCCUUGGGAGAAAGAUAGGAAGGAAGGAAGUGAAACUCCAGAUGAGGGAGGGCUUCUUCAGGAAGUGGUAUCUUUAUGUAAGCUGAAUUCUGCUUUUCAUUAUGGUUUAAAUAUUUCAAAGGAUAGCUUAUCCAGCAGUAGCAGUGGAAAUAAAACGUAAGAGAACUACAAGAAGAGGAACUUUACUCCCAUCAGAAGUUUAAAGGGAGACUACUCAGGACUCCAUAUAACGUGGUAACCAAAAUCUGAAAAAGGAAUAAGAGAUUUUCAAUUAUAAAAAACAAUUCUCUUCAAUUCAGUAUGCAUCUUCUGCCACUGGGACAUUUGCUUCUAUGUUUACCCAGUUCUUUUGUUGGCUGUAGUUAGGUCCACAAAAUGGAACUAAAUAUAUAAAUGCACUCUUAAAUCAGGUACUAGUUAGUCUCUGUGCUACAAAUACAGCAGGUGUAUGGUGCUUCCUAGCGUUUACUUCCUCUAAGCAGCAGGAAAGUUAUCACCUAAUAGGUAACCAGGUUUUGAAGGUACUGUAUUAAUCCCAUUAAGCAGGAAACGAACCAAACAAUCUAGAUUUGUUUGAAAUGUACAAAUGUUAAUACUUUUAGUGAAUGAUAAUUGCCUUAAUCUUUUGAGAAGAGGUUUAACUAUCUUAGAAGAUGAAUGCAAAUGUACAAAACAGCAAUAAUGAUACUCCAUGACAAGAAUUUUCUUCAGCAAAGAGGGGGAAAAGGAAGGGUUUUUUUAGAUUGAGGAAUCACUUGUGACUAUAACUUGGAACUUACUGCAAACUUAAACUGUGGCUCUGUCUUCCAGAUUUCAGAAAGGUAGCAUGUGCUUUUCUCUUUUCUGUAAAGUACAUGAAGUGCUGAAUUAUAAUGUGAAGUUUAUUAACUUCUGUUUACAACUAAGACACUUUAAAGGCAUAUUAUCCAGUUUCCAUACGUAGACUAUUUCAUCUACAAAUUUUCAGAAAGGAAAGUGUAAGUGGAAUUGAUAGAUUCCUUUUUUAUUAUUAUUGUUAUUUUCUACAAUCUAUUACUGUUUGGAAACUAAUUUGUGCCUCUUCUGCAACAUUUUCUUUUGAUUCGUAGUACUUUCUGAAAGUAGUUCGAGUUGCUGUUACUUGGAAAUCAUAUUUAGUUAAACUAUUAAAUACUCAUCACUGGGAAAGUCAUGUAACACUAGAAAAUUAAAAUUGCUGAUUCAACCUAAGACAGCUUAUACCCAACUUUCAUCUUAGCCAUUUUCUACACCUAAAAAUCUUUUUAACAAACUUUGUGAAAGAGAAUAAAUGGGCAUACUGCACACUGUAUUUAGAACAAGUAUUUGUCUUCCUCUGGAAGCAUUCCUGAAGAAUAUUUACAUAUUUAAAGUCCAAAAAUUACUCCUGUUAUAUGGGGCAACUCUCAUUUUCACUUCCCUUUUUUUUUUUUGUUUUUGAAUUCACCACUUUUCUUUCUCUACCUCUCCAUCUUACCUUACGUGCAUUCUUUUUUUCAGGAUAGCUCAGCAUAGGAAAGGUGUGAAGUCAAGUUUCAAUAGAUUACCAUUGUCAGCUUUGAAGGAUAUUUGUGAUGCAGUUAACAGAAGUAACACGUGGGUUUUAAAAUGAACUGUGCCUGAGACGAAUGUUCUCCUGCUCUUCUAAACUGGUGCCAGAAGUGUUUUUUUCUUUCUCAUUUUGGCACGAAUGUUUAGUCAUAGCCUCGGCGUAGGCCUGAGUGAGCAACUUAAUGAGGUCAGGAGUUGGAUCAGAUUGCGCUUUAAUAUCUUUCUAGUAGUUUGUAGCAAAAUUUAAUAUCAGUCUCCACGCUGAGAUUUAUGAAUGAAUUUUCCUUCUAGCCAGCACAAAUGGAAAGGGUUUUCUUGACUGCUUUAUUGCAAGGCAGCUGACCUAAGGGAAUGGAUUGAUCUCAUUAGACAGGCAACGUUUGAUGCUUUACUGAAGAGCUGCAAAGGCAUCCCUGCAUAAAGCUUUAAAGCAAAAGUUUCAAUGAUGUGUUCCAAAAUUUUGGUUUGUUUGGGGAGAAGGGGAGACUCAGUACUUGCUGAGGAUAAGGCUCCAGAUACAAUCAGUGCAAGGGAGGUAAAAGGUUGUAAAAGUGGAAAUCUUAGGGAAAAGUCUGCAUCUGAUUAGAGCAUGAGCAUUCCUGAGGGCAUCUGCAAUAUGUAUUGCUGAAGAAUCUCAGUGUUUCUGGAUUAGAGGUUUAAUGUGCUGAGCUCUGUGCGCUGUCCUUUGGUUCACGGUAAUGUGUAACAACAUGCUGUAUAAGCUGGAAAUAGAUUUUUAAAAUUCAUGUAAAAAUGUUAUCUAGCAAAAUAUUUUACACAGUCAAAAGGAGCUAAAUAAUUAAAAAUUAAAAUAAUUAAAUAAUUUUUGUUGUAACCUUUCCAGGAAGGUCAGAGUGUUUGACUCAGGUUCUGUUCAGAUGAGAGCAGCAGGAAAACUUGAUAGAUGGAUACUUGUUGGGAGGUGAUAUUAAUGACACAGUAGAGGACAUUGUUCUUCACUGGUACUAAAGAUUGUCCAAAUGUAGUGCUUCUAAAUGCAUCUAAGGGAAGAAAGCCGAUGCAAAGGUCUGUGUUCUUGUAGAAUUUCUCACUUGUUCUCAUCCACGUCCUCACAAUUUCCAAAAUUUGCCUUUUGCAUCCAAUGCAGUGCUUCUCUCCAUACUUCUAUCUAAGAUGAUCUUGUUAUCUUUGUUUAUUAAAGAUAAUAUUGAUGUCUUAUGCAGGAAAGUUUCAGAACUUCUGGCCAUUGUUCCUUUCAAAUCAAUCAAACACGCAGGUCCAGGAAUGCUGCCAGAAAAUGCUUUUCAGAAAUGUCUAUCUGAUAAAUUAAUCCUGCUGACUUUACAUGAGAGUUAGGCACUGAACUCCUAUUAUCACAUAGAUUGUCCUAUUCUCACCUUUGUGGAAAAAAUAUGGAAGCCAUAUGAGGCUGGUAAUAUUCACAUAGUUAUUAUAAGGAAAGUAAAAUUGAAAACUUGCUAGUGGAUCAAGAUUGAUGCAUCGCAGUAAUAAUUCGCUGUUACAUUGAGUGAAAAAACGAAAUAAAAAGAAAUAAACAGCUGAGUUACAAUAGAUAGGAGAUAAAAUUUAACUUAGAAUUAUUUUUUAUUUCAGUUGCCAUCAAAAUGUUUCUGCUUUCUUUCCUUACUAUUUAUAAAGCUUGUGGGGUGCUUACAGUCACUAAGCGGUAUGUCUUUUUGGUUUUGAACCCUGUAUAUAUUCAAAAAUCUCAGUCAUAUAUCUACAUUGAAUUUAACUGUAGGUACCUUUUUAGAUGUGUAACGUUACAGAAUCUUUUCCACUUAGUAUCAGUGAUGUUUAAAAAGGCUAGUAUUUGUGCCUUAUUGAAAUGUCAUUACCAGUUACCAAAUAGACACAAGUCCAGAAUAAUAUUUUUGAUUCAACACUCUUCUCCUCUGUCCUUGUGCUAAUAUAAAGCUGUCUAUUGGCUACAUAUGCAGUAUUUUUAUUACCACAUUGAGUUCUCUAUUUAGAUAAAUCGUUCAGGUCCAGUACUUUUUACAAGUUUUAGACUUGUAUGCUUCUUAUUUGUGGAAAUUGUUCUAAUGUCAUUGAAAAUCAUCAGUGUUCCUCACCAGCUGCUGGUGAGAAUUGAAUGCUGUUUGGUCAGAGCUCCUGUGGUGGUUGUCAGAGUCCUCUUUUUUCCUAACACAUCAAGAUCUCAAAAAGCUUCCCAUUCCUCGUGUUGUAGGGAGAUAUCAGGUUAUGUGGUUAAGCUUUGUAGUCUGUUCUUAGACUUAGGAACAAAUUUCUGACCUAAACAGACAGUUCAUUUAACAUAGAUGUCUGCCUGAAAUGAGCUGUAUUGUUUUGAGGGAAAAAGAAAAUGCGGUAGAAAAAGAUUGCUGAAUUGUUCCAGUGAGAUACUGAAGCAGAGCCUGGGAGUCCCCAUGAGGGACUUUAUGGAAAUCCAGAUUUCAGAAUCCAGUUGUGGUGAUUCCAACCGAAUCAUACAGGCAAAAAUAGUUCUGCCUAUGGGAUAAAUCCCCUCUGGGAUUCUUGGAAUGGAUAAUAAUGUGUUGUCCCAGUCAAUGCCUUCCCAUCCAUGCAUAUAGCAUUGCAACGCUGUGGAAAACAGGGAAGAGCAGUACUGUGGGCAAUAAGGUGAUUCUUGCCUACCCUCUAUGCAUGCAGAGGGAAGGCAGUGGUGUGCUCUCCCAUCCCACAGAUUUGGAGAUUAUGUGGCUCCUAAAACUAGACUUGUUUUGAGGAAAAAAUGUUGUUGUAGAAGUUCUCAUAUAACAUUUUGACUGAAAUCUUCAUUGUCAUUUAGCAUUUCAUUGGUAGUGCUGCUCUUUGGUGGAAGAUGGGGUCCUCAAAAUCCCAUCAGUAGCUCUCUCAGGCAUGGUAAUGCAGACUUCAGAUGGAGCUUCAGACAUGCUGGGAGCUUCUGAAAAUCUCACCCAGUCUGUUAGAGAAAUGUUUUAGAGCUCAAAAAUCUGUUUUAGAUGUCUUUUUGGAUUUUAGAAUGAGCGUGUUACAGCUUCGUGUUCUUGUCAACUGUGUAAAGUUUUAGGCAAAAGAAAGCUAAGCCAGGUUUUUGAAACAGCUUCCAUUUUUCAACCUCCAAUCAGUCAUAUUCAGUCCUACAGAACAAUCUUUCUUCGGUGCAACUGUCUAAUCAAAUUGCUAGGAGCAUCUCAAAGCCUUUUUCUAUGCAUGUAAUUUGAAGAAACAUUUCAUGCAAUAAACAAAGUGCCAGUGCGAGGUCCUUUUGCAAAUGCACCCCUGUGAAAUCCUGCCUGUGGUACCCUGCCCAGCAGAAAGCCUCUGAAUUGCUGUCCUCCCCAACUGCGGGGAGAGACUGGGCUGCCCCUCAUUCCCAAGAGAGAUGUUUUCUCAUCUCUUGAUGCCAGCCCUCCGUCCAGGUGCAGUGAGACUUCAGUCAGCUUGCUCCCAGCAGGCUAGAACUUCAGCCUAAAUAACUGGGGCUACCAAAAAUGGUGUCAGAGGUAAGCAGCUUCAUUAUUGCAAAGCCUGGAGUGGUAAAAGCUGCCUGCUCCCACAGUGAAUCUUUGAAGUGUGAAUGUAGGAAUGCACCAGCAAAACCAGCGUGGAUGGAUGUGUGACUUGUCUGCUGUAACGUCGUCUUUGCUGCUAUUAGAUGUGUGUGUCUGCCAAGUGUUGCUCACCUGCUAACAGAAUCUGGGCUGGACAGAAUAUGUCCUUGUCCCCACCCCAAGGGUGUGGGCCAUAUCUUGUUCUUCAGGGUGGAUGAGAAUAAAGGAAUGAAAAAGGGAUGGUAUUUAUUUAUGUGUAAAACUUUCCUUGAUUUGCUUUGUAAUGUCUGUUUCAUAGUUUCAUCUGGUGGCCAGCUGAAAGUACUUAAUUAAGGACUUUCCUGGAGGCUGCUUAACUUCCUCUGAAUAGUUUCCUGAAAGGUACGUGGCCAGCAUGGUGUGGAGGGCCAGGUAGUUGACAGGGUUGCCAUUUUCAGCUGAGUUGGAAUAUGAAGCAGGUGACACAGCUGAAAGUUAUCCUCAGUUUUACUAUAGUAAAGGGUACUCAGAUUCACUUAUACUAUUCCCUAGGUCAAUACUAAAGAUAUUAGUAUUUAGAAUCCAGUGACAGUAUUAGCAUUUGAAAAUUGAGUUUGUUAUGGUUCUAUGUGAAUUGACAUUCUGUUAAAAAUAAGGGAGCUACUUGGUUUCAGGGGGAAUGUGUUGACUUUCAAAUCUUCAGUGAAUUUUGUGCAAUAUUUCUCCUUGUUUCAAAGUAAUUUAGUAGUUUUGAAUGUGCACAUCUGCUUUUCAAGCAGGUCUUUGAAAUUGUAUUUUUAGAAAAUGUGUAAAAUUACAUGUAGCACUGAAACAUGGUUGUAAGAUAAAAAUAUGAAGAAUAUAUUCUAAUGAGGCAAAUGUAUAUUUCCAAUGACCAGGAAUAAUUAUGGAUGUCACAUUCUACAGAAAUAAUAAAGCUUGAGCCGGUGUUUAUGUACAAGUGGGUAAUCUUAAAACUGUAUCCACUUCAGCUGAGAUAGGAUUAAAUAUUAGAAUUCGUAAUCUUUAGUUAUAAUUUGAUCACUUUUUCCUAUAAUUGUUAAAAAUAAACAAGGAGUUAGGCACUGCUUUUCAUUAGCACCAAUGAGGGGACAGGUCAGGAUGAUGACCUGAUAGUUAUUAUGAAUUUAGUUUGUGACAUCCCUAAUUAUCAUAAGUCAUUACUUAAAAAAAUCUACUAAUGUUGCCAGUAUCCUUUUAAUUUUCUGUAAAUUAAUAUCUUUGUAUACUGAUGUACAUUUUGUUUUAACCUUUGGUUUUCCCUGGAGAGCUUCUUUAAAUUAAUUUACUUGUAUGAGGCAAUAAAGCACUGUGGAACAGCUAGUCUUGGUGCAGCUAAUGCACAAGAGCAUUGCAUCUGUUACUUUAUGGUUUUUGAGGAGGAAAUUUAAAAUGCCUAGAUGUUUAGCAAACUGGUCGUUUGUGUUUGUCUGCUUUUUUAAGACCCGUCUCAGUUAUGAUGAGAAAUUCUCACUGUGGAAAAAGACACCUUGUAUAUCCAAUCACUUCUAAUUUUUCCAGCACAUUUUAUUAGUGACUUUUGAAAUCAAUGUUAAUGUCCUUAUGUUUUUUAAUACCUAUAAAAAAGAUAUAAAAUACAGUGCAUUUUGAGGUUUUAUUGACCAUUUUUAAUGAUUUUGCAGACAUAAAGAAGCCUAACCAGCAUUAUGCUAACAGGUUUAGCAUUUUAGUUAAUCACUGGCUGUUAAUACAACUGGAACCAAACCUAAAAAUGUAUUCCAUGCUUUUGCACCCUCUGGACUACUGUUCAAAAUCAUCUCAAGAAUUGUAUUUCAGACCUUAGACUACUCUUAGUAGUGCACUGUGUAAUGUGUAGGAAAAGAGCUGUGAGUUUGUUUGGUUUUGUUUAAUUUGGAGGGGAGAGGGCUGGUGUUUUCCAGGUUUAUGGUUGUCAGUAGAAGUUGUUGGUGAAGUCCACAUUGCCAUCAAGUGCCCAACACUGUAUUAUAAAAUAAAACUUAUCGAUAUUUAACAACUUGGGUGAUC
Molecule: messenger RNA, 9366 nt
Organism: Lagopus muta (rock ptarmigan)
Lineage: Eukaryota; Metazoa; Chordata; Aves; Galliformes; Phasianidae
Gene: DENND1B
Product: DENN domain containing 1B
Exons: 23
Coding region: 126-2489 (787 amino acids)
Biological process (GO): endocytosis; endocytic recycling
Cellular component (GO): nuclear speck; cytosol; intracellular membrane-bounded organelle
Molecular function (GO): guanyl-nucleotide exchange factor activity; phosphatidylinositol phosphate binding
Source: RefSeq, a predicted model, not a curated record